Molecule: messenger RNA, 2142 nt
Organism: Wyeomyia smithii (pitcher-plant mosquito)
Lineage: Eukaryota; Metazoa; Arthropoda; Insecta; Diptera; Culicidae
Gene: Pino
Product: protein pinocchio
Exons: 5
Coding region: 521-1345 (274 amino acids)
Source: RefSeq, a predicted model, not a curated record
UGCACCUAAUUUACAAAAGUGUGUAUAUCAGUUCGUUUUUUUGCAUGAGAACAUGCGUCACUAGUGAAGUAAAGCUGUUUAAACAAGUUAAAAAUUUUAGGAUAAAAAGCAGAUUUGUUUUCGGUUGCAUUGCGGUGCAUUUUGGUGCUUGUGUGAGUUAUCUAUUAAUCCAUAAAAGGAAAUUUUGGCAUCGUUUCUGUGUAUGUGUUGGUGAAAAAUAUUUUGCUAAUUCGAGAAUUCGAAAACAUCUGAUGCUUUUAAACUAUAAGUGUAAAGAACGAUGCUAAUUGAACGGGUCCACAAUUCUAGACACUCAGUGCAUUAGCUUGCAUAUCGGAUCAAAUCGGUAGCAACAGUAUACGGACCUAUUCGAAAAAGUAACGUUCUGUGUUAUUGGUUUUAUCAGUGUAUACUUGAAUUGGAGUACAGUAUACUGAUAAAAACACCUUAGCGGAUUAACUCAAGAAGAAAACAAAAACAAAUUUCAACAUCCGCGGAACGUACUCCAAGUGGCAGUGACAUGAAGUCCAUUGGAACUGCUCAUCCAUCGAUUACAUCCACGGCUGUUGUUUCCGAGUGGGAGGAUAAUGUUGCAUUCGAUUCGGAUGAUCCAGACUUCUCGGGGGAGCCUGGCGUCAUGAAAAACGAGUCGGCAACCCACCAGCUUCCGGUAGUAAGACUGAACCGUUCGACCACAUGUUUCAACAUCGGCGUAACACACGUGCCUGCAAAUAUUACACACUUUUUGAAAGUGCCAUCCACAAUGUCGGUUGCCAGCGUACAAGCCCCUCAUAUGACCGAGCUGUGCAGUUCCCUGAGCCGCAACAGUCUUAGUUUAUCGUCUUCCCUGUCCGACCUGGUUGGCAGCCCUUCGCUUGCGAUGGCCAGUUCUGCGGCCAUGGCCGCCGCUGCCUUGGAGGUCAGCUCAGAGGCCGUGCUCACCAUCGAAGAGCUGCGCGCUCAUCUGGGUUCUUGCUUCACCUGUGGCGUUUCCUGGACCGAAGAUCAGGUUUCGCUAGACUGCGCCGAGUGUGGCGGAUACAGUAUGGAGCGGCCGUGCAUGCUCUGCGACGGCAUCUGCGGACAAGCGUGGAAGCGGGAUUUCACCAUGAGUCGUGCUUGCAGCAAAGCUCGUUGGCAAGGAGUUUGCACCAAGUACAGUAAUCCGAUGCUCCAACUGCAAUCCGCGCCGCUCAGCAGCUGUACAAGUUUCAGCAGUCACCACCAGUUGAUGCAAACGGUGCAACCGGUGUCCACCUGUCACGGUAACGCGGUCAGCCAACAGUUCCUUCAGCAGGAGUUGUGUGCACGCCUGGAAAAACUUUCUGCCAAAGCUCACAACUGAAAAUCGGUCCUCUUCCAGCUAUACACCGGAAACAAUCGUGUCCGCGUUCGCUUUUAGGCUAGGGUCCUAGCAGUUAUUUGCGUAACGAUAUCAUUAGAUACCGAAAUAGUUACAGGAAACAGGGUCACGCUAAGAGCUUAACAAGCCCUGCUCAAAUUAUUGUGCUUAGUGUUAUGAAAUAUUCAUUUUAAGUUCCUAUUCGUUGAUAAACUGAUACAAACUGUUCAGGCCAAUCCUCAAACAAGACAGACAAGAAAAACAGAACCCGUUCUUAAACCAUUGCAUUUGGAGACUUUUGUGGAGCUGGAGGUACAACACCAACGGCUUCAAAAAGACAGGAUCAGCGUAGACUCAACAAUAUUUAGACGUAUGUAACCCGUGUCUAUAGAGGUAGAUCUGAAGAAAAUGAUAAGAUUUCUUAAAACGUGCGAAGAUUUAGCGCAUAUAUUUAUAUGGAACGUGUGAAAAUGUAACAAUAUUUAUAUUCUAUUCAGGAGGCACUAAUUACGAUGCGAUAUCUGGCGGAAAAUUUAAAAUUUAUGCAAAGUGACAUAAUGACAUUAAAGCCUAAAAUUAUAUGUGUAUGUUUUUCUGUGAAAAACAUUUACUUUAACUGUUAGCUUUUAGAUAUUAUUGCGCUGAAAAUUUUGAAAAGAAAAGAAAAAAUCGGCAGUAGCGUGUAAGUUUUUCUUUUUUUCUAGUACAUUAAUUCUUCGUGGUAUGUAGUAUUCCUUUUCUUAUCACAUGCUUAUGUGUAAAUUUUGUUUAUUUAAUAAAAACUUUGAGAAUCUUAACAA